Podospora pseudocomata is the source of this 361-nucleotide messenger RNA. RefSeq lists its product as uncharacterized. NCBI's taxonomy places the organism in Eukaryota, Fungi, Ascomycota, Sordariomycetes, Sordariales, Podosporaceae. Bases 1 to 186 code for a protein of 61 amino acids. The record is from RefSeq and is a predicted model, not a curated record. The transcript is spliced from 3 exons.
AUGGACGAUAGUUGCGUGGAGGCUACGUCCAUGUGGAGCUGGUUAGCAAUCGUCGUGGACAAGAAGGUGGAGACUGCUACUUGGUUCGAGCCACUGGAGGAUAGUUACAUUGGUGCAAACAAAGAAAUCUUGGGUUGGGCCUGUGGCAGGAGGAUGAAUAGCGAGAAUGACAAUUCGGCUGCCUAACGAAAAUGCCCGGUUUCCACUCCACAACCGUCGCCACAUGGGAUGGUGAGCACUCAAUCGUAGCGUUGAAACAAACACCUCUAUUUUUGCUCUAGGUAGACAUCAUCAAUUCAACAUCGAUGCGGCAAGAGCGGCGAUCUGUGUGUUUCAAAACCUCGACACGGCAUCACUCCCG